Messenger RNA from Anopheles stephensi (Asian malaria mosquito), 26535 nucleotides. RefSeq names its product brain tumor protein (gene brat). Bases 1118 to 4294 code for a protein of 1058 amino acids. The transcript has 3 exons. The record is from RefSeq and is a predicted model, not a curated record. Gene Ontology annotation, biological process: negative regulation of translation. Lineage: Eukaryota; Metazoa; Arthropoda; Insecta; Diptera; Culicidae. Gene Ontology annotation, molecular function: translation repressor activity; protein binding; zinc ion binding.
GAAACAAGCCCCAGCAAGGAAGCGCCUGCUGAGCAUGUUUCUUUCCCAUUUUUUUUGUCGUGGGACUUAGUCAUCCGAUUUUAAAGAUUGUGCCGUUGACCGUUUUCGAAGGAUACCAUCGCUCGUAUCAGUGCCACCAGUUAAAUGCAGAAAUCGUUAUCCGAUUUACUGUGGAUUUUUGCUUCCGGUGACAUUUUUGUUGCGGGAGCCAAGCGAUCAAGGACGAGCGAAGUGCGAAUUGAUGAACAAAGUGGAAGGAUACGAUUGAAUAUUAUUCAUUAGAAAUUAACGACAAACAAGCAAAUAUGACUUAACAAUACAAUUGCUCUUAAAUGUUGACAAGCAAGCAAGUGGUGACAAGAACGUGCAAGUAAUUGUGAUAAAGUGCGAUAAAAAAGUGCUGCUGCUGACCAAGUGUGUGAAAAGGCAAGUGACGCAAGAGAAUCCAAACACCCCGUGAGGCAAGAAAGUGAGAUCCGCAGCGGAAGAAGGAAUUUUUUGUACCACGCAACAUCACGCAACGUAUCUCCAUUCGGAAUAACGGGAAGGAACAGGAAACAGAAAUCUUAACACACAUUCACACUCUUCCUAGCAGCAGAAAACAACACCCCAAUAGCAUCGUUGUCAAGGUGACGGGGCGACAGUUGACGAUUUUUUUACGCGCGUGCAGCUGUGGGCGUAUGUGAGUGUGUUUAUAUGUUACACGCGCGUGUGUAAGUGUAUGUGUUGUUGGUGCUCUGCUAUUGGUUUCCCUACUUGCAACAAACAAUUUUGUUGAAGCUGCACAAAUUCCUUUGUUGUGUGCUUCUGUGCGAGAGAGUGCGAAUGCUCCUCGGUGUGUGCGUGUGUCCUGCCUGUGUGUGUAUCCCGAGAGUGCACUUGAAGCGCGUGUGCGUAUUGAGCCGGAAGUGCAAUCGUGUUGAAAAAGUGCAAAAUAAAGUAACGAUUGCAACUGUAGAACGCACAGUGUCGGGCAUUUUGCGGGAUAGUUCUGUGACAAGUGAGAAAAUACGUUGAAAAGCAGCAGCAGUGAGCCCAAACCCGGUCAAGAAAGACUCCCGAUAGCAAAUCAGCUGUGGAUUGGUGAGGAGUGCGCGUAUCUGAUGAGUGUUGCAAAAUGGCUACUUCACCCACACCAUCCUUAGACUCACUACCGGGUGCUUCGAAUUCAAUUGGCUCGUUUGGCGAACCGGCAGAUUACUUGUCGGACUCUCCGCUAACUACACUGAGUGGUGGCUCCGGAACGACCGGAUCCUCCCCGCCGGCCAGUGAUUCCGCGAUCUGCGACGACUUUGCGACCUCGUCCAGCCUCGAAUCGGCCCAGUCGAACAACGGCUCGGCCGAGUCGCUGUUUCCUCGCUGCACCGGCUGCAAAAGCAAGCAAUCGGAUGCGGUAGCCAAAUGUAUGGACUGCGAUAACUUCCUGUGCGCCAACUGCGUCACUGCUCACCAAUUUAUGCACUGCUUCGACGGCCAUUCCGUGUACCGGAUUACGGGUGCGGGCAGCAGUGUUGCUGUCGGCGGCAACACGUUCGGUUCGAUUGGCUCGCUAACCGCGGGUACGAUGGCGGCCAACACGGUCACUACGACUGCUCCGACCACACCGACUCUGGGGGGUUUGCUGGGCGGUUGCCUGGAUGGGUCCGGGUUGCUCGGUGGUAGCAUCCUGGGCGUUGGAAAUGGUGGCGCUGGAAAGAUGCUACAGGUGGGAUGUUUCGAUACGGCCCAUCCGCGACUCAGCUCGCUCAAUCUGACUAUCAAGGACGAUGCCAGCAGUCUGGUGAAAUCAAUCAUGAACAACGUGAUAACACCUCCUACAUCGAACGGUACCGGUGCGCCAGGUAGUGGCAGCAAUGUGGGCAACGGCAACAACGGCAGCAGCAACAGUAGCAGCAGCAGCAGUAGCAGCAGCAGUAGCAGCAGUACCAGCAGCACCAGUGGUGGCAAUGGAAACAGCCUGCUGAAUCAGGUCAACAGUCAGCUUUCGGGCGUAAUGCAGCAGUCCACCGGGAUGGGCUCGGAUCUGUUGCUCUCGAACGGACUCGGUGGUGGAGGACUCGGAGGCCUGUUAGGCAACGGCAAUAUAGGAGGUGGCCUGGGAGGAGGGCUGCUGGGCGGAAACAACAAGCCCAACUAUUUCUGCAAACGGCAUCCAAGCGAACUGCUAAAGUUCUUCUGUCGCACCUGCAGCGUUCCGGUGUGCAAGGACUGCAUGUUGGACCAUCCGAACGGAUUGCACGAAUGCGAGCACAACAGCGACACGACGCCGAAACAGAUCGAGAGCCUGCUGCACACCGUGUCGGAAGUUCGCGCCAAAGCCCAGGAUUUACGCUCGCUGAUCAAGAACGUGGAGCAUAACAACCAACGUAUCCAGUUGCAGUACCACAAGGCCCAGAAUGAGAUCGAGGACACGCAUCAGUUCUACCGCUCGAUGGUGGACGAACGUAAGGCGGAGCUGCAGAAGGAGCUCGAAAGCUUCUUCAACGCGAAGACAGUCUCGCAGUCGGAGCUGCUGAAUCGCAGCCAGGAUCAUGUGGACAAGAUGCUUCAGAGCUGCGAAUUCGUCGAACGACUGACCAAGUGUGCUGGCCCAUCGGAAACGAUCAUGCUGCGCAAGUUUAUGGAGAACAAGCUGAUGCUCUUUCCAGCCAUCACGCAUGAUCUGCAGGCAUCGUACGAGCUGGAAUUCGUUUCCAACUACCAGGCGAUACAGAUUGGCGUCCGCAACACCUACGGCUACAUUCGUUCGAACGCGGACCUGAGCAGUGUCACAACAAAGCAACCGCCCAUCGCUCGCCCCACCUCCACCACCAACGGAGGUUCGCUCCUGGGUGGCGGCGGAAAUCGUAGCGUCAGUCCAUCAAACAGCAGCACUGGCAGCCUGAGCAUGAUGUCUCAUCAUCAUAUCCGGAAUGCUGACAGUAUUAUGAACGGCGGCAACGGUGGCCCUCAUUUGCUCGAUCAUCAUUCACACCAGCGUCAUCAGCAGCAGCAUCAGCAACAUCAGCAACAGCAUCAACAACGAUCUUUUGGCGGUUCGCUGGUAAAUGGCGGUGGACACGGUGUCAAUGGUGGAUUAUCAACGUCUCCACUAAGCGGGGCCAGCAUGGUUAACGGGCUGUCGUCGGCUUUCGACACCACGAACCUGAUCUCCAAACGGUUCAACAGCGCCAACAGUCUCGGUCCUUUCGUCGGUGAGCCAUCCAUCGGGCAGCCCAUUGGCAAUGCUUACGAGAAAUGGAGCAAUGGUGGAACGACCGAUUUGUUCAACAAUCUCGCUGAUCAGUACACGAUCCCACUGAACCCAAUUGGUGGUGGUGGAGGCGGUGGCGGCGGCGGUGGUGGCGGUGGAAAUGUGAACUCUGGUGCCGGUGGACAACAGGAUCCUUCCACAGCGAUGAUCGACCUGACGGCUAAGCUGAUGUCGAGUUCAAUGUUCCCGCCGAAGAGUCAGAUCAAGCGCCAAAAGAUGAUCUACCACUGUAAGUUUGGUGAGUUCGGUGUAAUGGAAGGCCAGUUUACGGAACCGAGCGGUGUGGCGGUAAACGCGCAGAACGACAUCAUCGUCGCAGACACGAACAACCACCGGAUACAGAUUUUCGACAAGGAGGGACGCUUCAAAUUCCAGUUUGGCGAGUGUGGCAAGCGGGAUGGGCAGCUGCUCUACCCGAACCGUGUGGCCGUUGUGCGUAAUUCCGGCGACAUCAUCGUGACCGAGCGUUCGCCGACGCACCAAAUCCAGAUCUACAACCAGUACGGUCAGUUUGUGCGCAAGUUCGGUGCCAAUAUCCUCCAGCAUCCGCGCGGUGUCACCGUGGACAGCAAGGGUCGCAUCGUGGUCGUCGAGUGCAAGGUGAUGCGUGUCAUCAUCUUUGACCAGUCCGGUAAUGUACUGCAGAAGUUCGGUUGCAGCAAGCAUCUCGAGUUCCCGAACGGGGUGGUCGUGAACGACAAGCAGGAGAUCUUCAUCAGCGACAAUCGAGCCCACUGCGUCAAGGUGUUCAACUACGAGGGUCAGUUCCUGCGGCAGAUCGGUGGCGAGGGCGUCACCAACUAUCCAAUUGGUGUGGGCAUUAAUGCCAGCGGCGAGAUCCUUAUCGCGGACAAUCACAACAACUUCAACCUGACCAUCUUCACGCAGGAUGGACAGCUGGUGUCGGCCAUGGAGAGCAAGGUGAAGCACGCACAGUGUUUCGAUGUGGCCCUCAUGGACGACGGUAGCGUGGUGCUGGCGAGCAAGGACUACCGGCUGUACAUCUACCGGUACGUGCAGGUGCCUCCGAUCGGCCUGUAAGCGUAUUCGCACGGCAAACUCGUAGCAGACAUCAUCUUCCACGACGGCCGCUUCCUAAAGAAAAGGCGUGCUGCAGCGCAUCCCAGAGGCAAUUUUGCCGCAACAAGUGAAGGGUGGUACACGACAAGAUGAAUGUAAAUGUAUGUCCCUAUGUGUUGUUUUGUACUGGGCGUAAGAAAAGUUUGAUGUUUAACAAACAAACACACCGACACACUCCGCACUCUACUGACGCGCCACCCUUACGGCGCUGCAUUGGCCUGGGCGGAAAACAUCUGCAGCUGCAGUGCGCUGUCUUCUUGCUGUAAUGAAAAUGGAAUGGAAAAUGUGUCGGUGAAUUGAGUGAAAGUGUAUUAGAACAGGCUGCAAUAGGAGAGAAGUUCCUGAAGAAGGUUUUACGUAAAAGUGGAGUGAACUGAAAAAAGUGUUUGAUAAAAUAAAAUCCGUCAGAGGAAAUGCGCCCAAUAAUGUUGUCUGCUCAGGAGGGCAUACAGUCAGUGUGGAUGAGAGAGCACAUCAAACUGCAAUUUUAACGUGUUUUACCGGUGAUUAGAGUUGUGCGACAAGCAAGCAAAAAAAAAAAGAAGAACUGGGAACCAUUCGCAUACAUGUAUAUAUGCUAAUUUAUAUGUAUGAAUGUAUGUGAGACAGUGUGCGCGUGUAUGUGUAUUUUGAAGCUAUCGAGUUCAACACUAUGCUCAGAAGGAUAUGCAUCGAACAAUCAGACUUGUACUGAAUCAAACAGAUCUCCAAAAACAAAACAGUCAACUGAAAAAGAAAAGAUUGUUUUAGAAAUCGUUAAACUUAAGAAUCUUUGUCAGAUGUAGAGAAGCAAGUUAGUUGGCGGUAAAAUGACGAGGUGCAAUUACAUGAUGAACGAUCGUUAAAGGACGAACGAGGAAAGGAAUACUAGCACACGGUCGAACGAGUGAAUGGUCAUCGUGCGCUUCCUAACUGCAAGAUUGUUGUUGACAUAUCGAAUUUAGCACAAAACUAGUGUGCCAGCUGUGCUGCUACUAUACUUCUACCAUACAAACCAUAGCACACCUAACACAUUCAGACAGAAAGCGAGACGCAUCAUGUUUGAGCAGACCGCAGCAGACCUGCAUGAUACCGCCGAAAUUCGAUUGCAAACAGCGUCUUUUGGAGUGUUGCAGAGGGAACACUCGUGCAACAAGGAUCUUCGUCCAGCGUCAUGUGCCCAGAACUGCUGACACGAUCGUGAUCAACAAAGCAAGCCGCUGCGAAUGUGCGUAGCGUUAUCCGUCAAGUAAGAUGUUUGUUUGACCUGUUGAUAAGAUCCCACCCAGGUUCGAAAGUAGUAGAUAAUGUGUUUUUUCUUUUAAAUUGCGCUGUACAUCUAAGUUUUUGUUUGUUUUUGUAGCUAUUUUUAUGUUUAUUCUACUAUUAUGUUAGCCGUGCGACAAACGAGCAACACAAAAAAACGAGUAAAACGAUUGGAGCGAUUGAAAGUGUACAGAAGUUUGCGUGUAGGUAAAACAAGGUUGCUGGUCUCUUUGCAACGACAUUACGAAAGUACGAACGACCGAAGAGAACUCUGCACACACGCAUCGUUGUGGGGUUUGUUUUUUGUUUUUAAACGCUGAAAACAUGACGAAAUUGUUCGUCCAUAACCGAGAUAUCGAAAUGUGAGACUGACUGCAUCAAAUUUGAGCUAGAUGCAACUUUGAUUGCAGUUUUACGGGAGGAAGUCGCAAGUAAGCUAUUUUAAAUUUGACUGAAUCGCUUUGCGUAGAAGACUAUUGUUGAAAUGUGUUAGUCCUUGCUUAAUAUUAUAAUGGUUAACUUUUAAUUUUACGUGUUCCGUAUACGUGUUCUUUUUUCCGUCUAAACAUUCGUAAUAUUAAUAUUCACUGCUCGAAAGAAUGUGCUAAGUCGUUUUGGCCAAGCGGACGCCGCCAGCUAGCUAACACGGGCAAUUCCCUCAUCAAUAAUGGUGCUGAAGCAGGAGACGCAACGGCAACAAGCUUUGCCCUGUUGUUUGCAUACACAACGGAUUAAAAUAUGCAUCUUUGGGCGCGCGAAUGAGCAUUGAUGGCAAAUUUUGUAACUACAACCAUGGCGCAAAAUUUAAUAGCAAAACGGUUGGAGAGCAAAAUUUACUUAAACAAAGACAACCAAUUACCAAAAUUACUUUUAGAAAUUAUUAAUCCAACAAAUCUCUAUUAGACCCCUUACACCAUGCUUCUUCCGAGAGGUUCAGCAACGUUUGUCAUCUAGGCCUAGCUCAAUAUAGGUGUGCUAUGACCAGUCGAGAACUCGGUCAAGUCGAGAUUUGAACCUAAAUCGUGCAUACUGUUGAAUCGUGUGUUUUGCACACUAACCGUUCGGCAUCCUGCACCAAACCGGUGUAAAUUAUUACUUUCCUUUUGUUAUAUGAACUACCUUAGGAAACAGGUUCGUUUGUUGAAUGAGACAUAAACAUGAAUGGUAAAAUUUUCAACAACUUUCGAUAACCAAACACAACCACGAUAAAACAAUCAGCGCCACGACUUGUUAACGGUGCUCUUCAAGGCGGUUUUUUUUCCAAAUUAACCUCAGCAAUGAUGAAGUUCGGUCGAACGGUACUGCAAUUCAAGUCAUUUGCUCAUUCGCACACCGCGGGACGAAUCACAACUAAACGAAUUGGUUGCUUAAAUAUACUAGAACAAAAACAAAAACAAAUGGUAAACUAGCUGAAAACGGUGGAUCAACAUAAAAUUCUUAACUGAACGUUAGUAGGUAUAUUUAAAAUGAAAUAUUUAGAUAAAUUGUUAAAUCAGUGUUUCCUUUUAAGAACCUUAAAAAACAACAAGCAAUCAAUGAAACGCUGACACGAAGAAUCAAGGCACAAAAUCGUCAUCCCAAACGGUUUCUUGGUUAUCUUUUCCUAACUGCAUGAACGAACUGUUCAUUUCCGGCAGUCGGACGGAUCCGCUGCUGCUCGCCAGGAUACUUUCGUAGAUGGUUAAACACAGCACAGUGUUCAAAGAAUUACGCCGCGAAAACGUGCAUAAUCCUACCUUGUUUGUAGUGUUCAUACUAUUAGCUGUAUGUGUUGCAUUGUUUUAUCCCAUUCUAAGUCUAUUAUUUAUGAUGUUUGCUCUCAUAGCUCUCUCUUUUUUAUUAUUUUGAUCCCAUCCGAGUGCGUUUUGCUCCCGAUGAGAUGUGCGUGCUCUCUGUAAAUAGUGACCCAUAUCCGCAUGACGCAACUUUCGUUUUAAAAAUUCGGCCUCCUUCCGUUCAUUACCAAAUGCACAAAUGUACAUACGGUAGACUGAUUGUAGAUUCAGUGUGCGUGUAUUUUUUCUUCUUAUUGAACUGGGAUCGCUGCAAGCAAAUUAAAACUCAAUAAUAACCCCAUAAAUCGAGUCAAGGCUUACAACGAACAAUUCUUGUCAACUCGCGAUGACGGAAGGCUCUAGCAGCAUUAAACACUUGAAGUAAAACAAUAGUACACAAUAGUCCCAAGCCAGACAGUAGUGGUCGGAUAAAAUGUGAUGAUGGAGAUAGACUCUAGCAAAUGUGUUGGAUGUGUUUGUUUUUGUACGAAAAUCUAUCGCCAUACGUGGAGAUGAUCCAUGGCUCAAAACUGAAAUUCGACCACUCCUCAUAUACAGUGCAGUAUUAAGAUAUGUUUUAUCUUGUCGUUUCAUGAGUUUUUGUGUAUUCAAUUUUCUGUUGUUUUUUUUUGUGUAUUAGAACAAAGAAUAGGACCACUUACGCUUGUCGAUGAUCGUUUGUUACAUUAUUUUUAAAAUCCUUUUUUCGUGUGCUUAAAGUAAGAGUUCAGUAUUUUUAUACACAUUACACAUCUAGUUAUUUAGCGUAAGAUGUUCUACAUCCAAUUUCCCAGGUCGUGUUUUACUAUUUUUAAUAUUAUACUUAUUAAACAUAAGUUUUUGUCCGCUCAGGUGUGAGCACAAAGCUGUUUUGUAAUUUGUCUCUCUCGCUCUAUCUGUCUCUCACUCACUCUGAAGUAGAGCCGUAGAGUAUUGGUCCUAGUGUAACUUAGCAUUUCAAUUGUAUUAUUUUUUUAGUGAACCAGACGUCUACUUAUUGCAUUUAAAACGGGAUGGCAGCCGGAUGCACAUGCAUCGGAGCCGGAUCCAUGUUUUUAAGCUAUAGUAUUAGUUAUAUUAUAUUACCGAAGUUUGUUGGUUAUGUUGAUCUUUGUGUUGUUAAAUUAUAAUGCUUAAGUUUUUGAGUUUGAUGAGUUUGCUUAAUUAAAUGGGAAGUGUCGACAGGGGAGGGGGGAGUACAUAACAUUGACAAGCAGUUACGAACAUCCCAGGCUCGAUUGUAGUAUGCAACAUCAGCAUUGCGAACAGCAAUAGAUCACGCUUGCCAGAUAAAUAUUUAAGGCCCAUCAGCCGAAAAAAAAUGCUUGUACGUGAAAGGCGCUCCAAAGCCAUCAAAACAGCCCCAAGUCCGUUUGUGCCGUGAAGGAUCUAAUACUGCUCUACUAGAACUAUUCAAUCCCUGCACACCGAAGGUGCAAUCGACUGAAGAUGUUGAUAAGGAACGAUAAAAGCACUACAGUUUUCACAAUUACAACAGAAACGCAAAACGUGGUGGCGUAAUCCAGAAAGUUAUAGAAAGAAACCACAAAAAUGCGAUUCUUUCGAACUUGUUUCGUUGUUUCGUCCACUACUCGCAUCUCGCAAUGACGUUCUUCAUAUUACACCUAGAUCGGAAAAGCGAAAAGCUACUGUUAGGCGGUUAUAAUGAUUAUUAUUAUUUUUUUAAGAAUAUCUUUUUUUGAUGAUUUAUAAAGAUAAUUUAAAAAGUAAAUAAAAGUGUUGUUUAGUCAAAUUUCGUCUUUGGUUUGUUUUAUUUAAUUUUUUGUCUUGCUCUUCAAACAUCUCACUAACACACCUUCGAAACGUUUCACUAACCUUAAUUCACUAACUCAUCCUCAAAAACUAAUCCUUACUAAUCUUUCGUUGCGACGCACACGAAACUUACGUUAUUGUUUCAACUAUCACUAUUUAAAGUUUGUCACAUAAAGAUCGAUACCUUACCAACGACUAUUACUAUUCUUUUCUUCUUGCUUCGUAGUGGAAGCCUUUUUGUAGUUGUUUUAUUUAUAUUAGUUGAGUGCAUGUUUGUUAGACGUAGUUUCUAGUUAAACCUCAGAAUGGGUUGAAGCAAUGUAACAUUAACUAAUAUUACUAAACCAUCAACAACUAACUAGUACCGUGCUAUGCAUAUGGAAAAGAUGACAUUAGAAACCACUAAACCCGUUGUUGUUUGUGAGGGUGUUUCCGUAAUUGGGAAACUAAAUGGAAAAGUCCGCAAAAUGGCGAUCGUCGGCAGUAAUGAUGCAGCGACGCAGUGAACUUUCAAGAGCUACAUUACAUAGUAUUACUAUAUUCUUUGUGGUCAUAUUUAUUCUACCAUAAUUGUAUUGCGCUGUGCUUGCUCUUGUCCAUGUUUAUAAAGGAAAACAAAGGUGAAACAAUAAUUUGGUCUAUUAUGCUAUUUUUGCUGAACGUUUAGAAUGAAUUCUCUCUUAUUAUCUCCUAGAGACAUGAUCGUACUAUAAAACAUAUAGAAGCAAAUGCUUUCGCGCUACUAGAGUAUGGUUCUAACAUAAUUUACGCAGAAACGGUAAUUUAAACGCAGAAAAAAAGACAUUAAAAAAGAAAAACCAAGGGAUGCAAAUACUCUACUAAAAGACUGUCAUUCUUUGUAUGUUUGAAGAAUUUAGCAAUUAGAAGGUACAAGUUACGAGAACUUACUUAUUUUUGGGUGGGAUAACACGGAACACUUGUUCUACGCGAAAUGGUGGAUCAACACGUCUGCAAGAUCGGAAAGCUGUUCCAAGAUGUAAUAUUUUGGAAGCAUAUACACUUAAUAACAUAGAAGAACAAAAAAAAAACCUUAGCACAUACACACACGCACUUACACCACCCCCCCUAGUCAAACAAAUGCAUGUAUGGCUAUUAAUGACGAUAUGUGGGUGAAGUCGUGUUUGUCCCUCUUACCGAGUGAAAAACAAACAAAACCAAACGCAAAAACAUGCUCGCCGAAAAUCUCUUUACCACCAUCCAAAUGCGAUUUCAAUGCGCACAUCAAAUACACACGUGCAAUUGAAUUUACGCAAAACACGCACAUGGUCCCAGUUGCGUUUUGUUGAGGUAAAGAAAAGAUAAGGGAAUUAUUACGAAUACGUUUCGAGGACAGAAAGAGAGGGAGAGUGAGAGAGGGUGCACGGAAUAGAAUGAUAAGAGUAUUGAUCGUGCUACCUAUUACAGCUCGUUGUAAAGUGUAUAAUCUACGGAAAAGCGGGAGGAAAAGGAAACAGUGAAACGUUUGGUAUGAUCAAAAAUGGACUGAAAGGGAACGAGCAUAUUUCAGUUACUUGCGGAGAAUCACACACACACACAUCCUGCCCAACCACCCAGGGCACGAUGGUGCAGCGAUGGGUUUCUGAUGCAUGCAAACACCUGCAGUAAUUCAGCACUAACUUGAGCUCGUACGGAACAGCGCGCAAAAAACUUUCGAAAACGUUUUACGUCCUUCGUCGGGGAACAACAGCAUUAAACUAUGUAACACAAAACAAACACAUUCUACAGUCUGAUAAGGUAGGAAGGCGCCAGUAUAGGGUUCAUAGCCUCUCACUACUACUGGGCACACUGGGAGUGUUGCGACCAACAAUUGUCGCCACCAUGAAGAGGCGGCGGGGCACAUGAAAGCGAGAAAUUAUUUGCAAAUAUGAAGAAAGAAAAAACAAGAAACUGUACGUUUAGAAAGCUAAAAAUGCCAAAUAUCUGUAACUGUGUAACAUUUCUAGUAGUACACCGAGGAAGUUUAAGGAGAAGGAAAAGGGAAGAGGAAACAGCAAACCCAAACUAAACAUAAUCACAAUCAUAACAAUUUUCUCGUUUUUUGGAUGAACGGUAUUACGAAUAAUAUUAUUAUUAUUAUGAUUAUUACCAUUAUUCCUAUUGCUAUUAUAAUUGUACUUAUUGAUUGAUAAUGAAUAUUAUUGACCGGAUGUGUGGGCCGGAGGUGGGGCCCGGCUGGGAGCGAAGGUAACAGCACAGGUUUGUUCGUCUUUUUUACGAAAAAAAAUAGAAAACCCAUGACACGACACUGCGUGCGAGAAAGGGGUAGCGUUACUGUUAAAAAACCCAACGUAAACCGAUGACACCUUGCAGCGAAGUUAAGCAAAAAAGAAAAAUAUUACUACUACUUUAGCAAACAGUAACAAUGUAGAACCAAACGAAAAACUACAUUAGGCAACAGCAGCUAGAGCACAACUAGGAGUGGGCUGCUUGUUUGAUAACACGUUUACUUAGGAAUAUUCAUCCCCCCCCCCCCGCCCAUCUCCCCCGUGAUUGCCUACUUUUACUCGUCAGGAAAUGGCGCCUAGGGACGAAGCCUAGGGGCAAAGUCGUCGGCGAAACGGGGAUAGUUUGUUUCAGAAUGUAAAACAUUAACCAAUCUAGUCUUAUCGCCAUCCAUAAGAAUAUCGCCAAUAUGGUUUAAGGUAGUAGUUGUCAUUAUCAUUAUCAUAACCACCCUUGUCAUCUUCAUCAUGUCAUUCAUCAUCAUCAUCAUCAUCAUCAUGAUGUUCUCGAUGUCCAUCGAUUCAUGCCACCAAUAAAAUCACACAUUGUCGACAUUUAGCAUCGUGUCUGCUCGCAUCAUCAUUGUUAGGCUCAUCAUCAUCACCCCAAAACCCACCAUCCGAUCGAAUGUUUUGUUCCUCCCGCUGCAUGCGCAGCGAGCAGGAACACAGUUUCACGAACCUCUCAUAUGUAUCGCCCUCACCCUCAUCACCGCAGCGAAAUUUCUGACCACCUUAACGUUGCACUUGUUUUGUUUUUUUAAUGAAAUAAUUGUUACGGAAGUUAGCGGCUUCCACUGGCCGAUGCCAACGGAGCAAACAUGGAUGCUGUAACCAAAGACUUUCCUGUUAAAGUUGCAUUAGGGAGGGAGACACUCGGUGCGUCUUCAGCCGGUGGUUAAAGGAACGCAUUGAAUCGUUUGGUAGUAAGCAAAAACGAAAAAUUGUUGAUGUAGUUAGGUUUCUUUCGAAUAAUUCUUAAGACGCUGUUUGGAUGUUGAAUUAUUGCACCACCCCUUGGCCCUUGUCUUUCUCUGGUGCUUUGAUUUACCAUUCUAGACCACAGAAAGCAGAAGCAGAAGACAUAAACUCCUGCAUUACAGACGCUUGUGUUAUGCAUUAAGUUUCGUGUUCCCUUUCGUUUCAAGAACAUUUUGAACCACCAUGUUAUCACGAAAAAUGCUUUGACGAUGAUUUCACUCGUUGAUCGGCCAGCUGGUGCGAAAGGUGUAAAAGAGAUAUUGGACAUUGCUAUUAAGGAUUAAUUUUGUGAAACGUCUCCAUCCAGCCGCCACAAGAAAUGUAAUGUUAUACGCUUGACACGAGUCUAUCUUUGGACCCAGAUAAAGAACGUUAGCAUAUUUUGUUGCUGCUAUCACACCUACCUAUUUGGGGGAUGAAAUAGGCACAGCUGGGAUUGUGGUUCGUUUUGUAAUCCGACCCAUGUAAAAUGUUUGUUCAGUAGUAGAGGUAGUGGCAACUGUUGGACCGCGUUGGAAUGCGAUAAGCACACGAAAACAAUCACAUUAUUAAAAAACCAUAAAACCAGCAGCAGUAUAUACAGUAUAUAACCUAAAUGGAACGACUUUUAUGUUAGCGAAAAGGCUGAACAAAUUUAAAAAUAUUCAAAUAAUACAUGUGCAAACAAUACAAGCCGAAUGCCGUUCGUUGAUAGAUCGAUUUUGGUGCGGUGUUUUAGUUUACAAACUCUGGUCUUUGGUCUCUUAUUGGAUGUGCUGAGAUGGUUGAAGCGGAGGAGGAGAAAAAAACGAAAAAUCUGGGAGAAAACUACUCAACAAGGCACAAGUAAUAACUGUUCCUAGGUGCGUGCGGUGGCAAGCCUAUUGGUGGCGGGAUGAGUGAGCAAGGAGCGGUGAAGAAAGAGGGAAACAUUAUAUUAAAGAAGCAUACAACAUAUAUAACAUUAUAUUAUAUAUACAACAUACAUAUAUUUUUGUAUUCAAGAUUUCAAGCAAACAAAAGAAAAACGUGGAACGAAAAACAUUUGUAGGAGGCAAAGCUUAAACCUCUCAUCUCUGUCGGUAUGUGAAUGUAAGGCCAAACAGAAUUUCCCAAAAACCCAAAGCAACAGGAAAAAACAGCCGAGAUAACCAUAAUAAUGAACAUUAAAAGAUAAAACCAGAACUCGCAAAGUUUUUUUUACAUCGUAGUUUAUGCUUGUGUGUAUUAAAGCAAGACAGGACAUGAACAAGGGUGGCUAGAAUCAAGAACGAUGUCUGAAUGAUAAUUUUUAUUGGUUAUACAAUCAUUUGUAUCGUUUAAUGUGUGUAUCAAGGAAUCUGUUCUAGGGUAACCGGAAAUGUGCUUGAAACAAAGCCAUUAUCGGUGUGAAACUAUUGUAAAAGAAAAUCAGUGUAGAAAGUUCUAUUGAAUGCGAAAGCAACCGGUAGCUAAACUCCACGAUUCCACAGCAAGCAGCCUGAUGGUUUCUCUACAUUCUCUUGGCGUGGUGAUACAUCGAUUGUGUCUUGGUCCACUUCAUUUUUGCGCCUCCUCAAAGCACCAGGUUUGAUUGUGUGUGUGUGUUUUUUUAAUAUAAUAUCAAUCAAAUCGAGACAUUGAUCGAGGGACAAACCAAAUAAAAUGAUAGCUCUGAUAACUUGUUUAGGAAAUUUAAACUACUUUACUAAGUGCUAAGCGAGAAUUCCACCAGUCAAACCAAACAUUAUACUCUCGACCGUGGGCCGAACGUACAAGUAAGAUAGCAAAGCAAGCAAACAAUCUAUCAUUCUAACAAGAACGUUAUGAAACUCACAUGCAGACACAAACACACACACAAUCACUGCACAGCACACGAACACGCAUUCUGAAUGAUAAACAUUGGGCAGUUUUGUUCGACCUAAUCAGCAAUAAUAUUGACAUCCCCUGAAGCGCGUACUCCAGUUUCGUGCCCUCGCCAUGCAAUGUGAGCUGCACUGCUGCAUCCUUUCGUGCAUGCAGGCACGCCUCAUCUGUGCGAUUAUUUAAGUGCAAUUUUUUUCUGCUAUGCUGCCCGGCCAAGCCACCCGCUCUCAGACAUGCGUGUGUGUGCGCGAGCGAGCUUUCGGUUUCAUCUAGCCAAGUUUCAUUGGCGGCGACGUCGUCGUGCUGGUAGACACGCAGCUGGCAGGGUCGGCCUGGUGGUGGUGGCCCAGACUUGCUCUCGUAAACAUUAUGUAAUGGCGAAUUGCAUGAGUCUCAGUGCCAGCAUAAGAGACCCCCGACGACCCAGACGAAAGAAAGCGCACACAUUUCUUCGAUAUAUGUGUCAUGAUAUCACUUUCCUCUUUCUCAAACUUUUCUCGUCUCGUCUUUCUCCCGAUUUCCGUGUUUUCUGAUGAAGAGGGAGAAGCAGCAGCAGCAACAGCAGGGGGAAAGAAAACAGUGUUAAGGGGUUUCCUGGCCAGCGUCGUACCACCACUCCAUAUCCCUGGCAGUAACUCUUUCGUGGCUUGGAAUGAUAAGUUCAUAGUACAAGCAUGAUGAAUCCAUACCAAUCGUUUAUCGCCUGACCAUCGUAUUUGGAUCGCGACGGUUGACUAGGUUGACAUUCGGUGACAAAUAAAUAGAACACUGUUUGCAUUGGUGGCACCUUCCGAUAGCUAUCCCAGGCACCUCAAUGGAGGACAUCAUUUGGCGAUUGUACAAAUUCGUCCGUCCGGCACAGUUUUCGCUUAUCAAUCCUCACGAAGUAGCCACCAAUGUUGCCACCACCGGCUGAAGCGUUCUUGUAUUUUCUCUUUGAUAACUUUUUUCGCUUUCUUUCCACCACCACUCUGUUUUGUGCUGGUGGUGCCUCGUUGAUGCCCGAAGCAGAACGCAAAACUCUUUUCCGCCUCAUCAUCAUCAUCUUUAUGUUUGCGACCGCAAGGGGGAAAAAAGCUAUUGGUGCCAGACCUCGGCGAUGCGAGUUGGGGCGUUGCGGCAUCUGCAACAAGUUAAACUGCUUCUCGUUUCCCUCUCAAUAUCUUAACCCAACGCCCACGGUCAGCUCAUCAUCGUCAUGUCUCAGGAAGAGGGGGAAUGGGGGAAAACGGCCUAAGGGGGGGGAUCUAUUCUGUCUGCGAAAGGGGCUACUUUUUUCUCAUUUCAUCAUUCCUGUUUUCUUCACGUAACUCUGGUGCGUCUCACCGAUGUUGACCACUUUUCACUUUCUUCCCGAUUGCUUUCUUCGCGUUCUCUCUCUCCUUAGACAAGGUUGUUUACUUUAGGUUUUUUUUAUUCAAUUUUUCCUACCCAUUUCGUUCUGUUCUUCUACCUACCACGUUUAUUGGUAGUUUUUGUGUUGAGCUUUUCAAGACACGAUUGAGUCGUUGUACCACCAUCGUUGCUGGGCCACGAGACACUCACGGCCAAGCGCAGCUUAAUGGUUAAUUCUUUGUAUCUUGGAAAUUUGAGACCUCCCCAACCCCUUCCCCUGCUUAGGAUGUUCCAGUUCCAGAAUGGGUGAGAACCCUCAUAAAACAGCAUCAAAAUACAUCUCCUCGUCCAAAACGGCGUUUCCAUUGACUGUUGGUUGGUCCAACAAAUCACAAUUUUCAGUUACUGGGACUGCAAAUGACGUCUUCAAAACUUAUUUUAGCAAAGAGCGCCCGAAGUCGGACCUCGCCCACCGAUCCGCCGAUACCACCGCAAGCGGUUGCAGCACCACAGAGCUGUGCAAAAUUUCCGCAUCAGCAAAAGGGCGUAGUGUUGUGUCGCCGGUUGGCCUUCUUGGCCUUUUUCCGCCUGUCCAUUCUUAUGGGUCGUUCGAGCAGUGUGCUUUGCCAUACUAGUUACGCCUUGCUGGACAGUGGUGCUCCCGAGCGAAGGUGUACGGGGGUAACAUUAGACGCCUUUUACGUGCAUUCCCCCAAUUACCAGUACCGUGUCUCCCAGCGAACGCACGGCACGGCCAUUUGUUGAUGAAACCGAAAUCUCUGUUACCAGGCGUGUGAGGCGCGAAUCUUGCUGCUUUUUUUUGUCUUCUUUCUCUUCGAUGUUGUGGCCAUUUUUUGUAUGUCCAGUAGUGCUUCGGCGAAAGAAACAAACGAAAAAAACCCUCGCACAUAUUACGUACCAGUUGCCAAACAGCAAAUCAGGGGGCUACGUGUGACUGUCGUCCAUUUGGAUUAUUAUUUGCACACGAGACACCUCGUUCUCGUGCAUUACCACAACCUCACGUCCGCCAUGUGUGCCAUGGUGGUAUGGGGGCGCCCAAAGCUCUGUUGUGUGAAGUCGAACAUGCGAGCAGCAGUACUGCGUGCUGGCAUUUGGGAUAUAAAUUUAAAGGAAAGGGCAACACAAAUAAAUAAACCAAAUCGUGUUUCACGCAGAGUUGCAUUGGCAUUGCAUCGAGUAAGAGCGACCGCAGGGCCAUAUGGACUGGUCUUUUGCUUUUGCUUCGCCAACUUUAGAGUUUUUAACCAAACCCAUCGGACACCGCUUUUUGUGACAAAAGUGUUAUGGUAGAAUGAUUCCUUAACAGGGCCUAAGUGUGAAUGAAAUGUGAUCAAUAUUGCUGAUGAAAGUGCAGCAUAGCGUUAGCAUAAAUAUGUUGACCAAACCCGUCCCUGAAAAGUUUUCAUUGAUAGAGAGAGAGCGAGAGAGAACAAACAACAAAGACGUACAUGAGGGCGAUCAGCUGUGAUACGAUUCAGGUUUGGACCAAAGUUGGGAACUUGGCUGGAAGUUCGAAGUAAACCGGUUUUUGAUGGUGAAACAUGUUCAUAAAAUGUCUUGCCGAUGCGCGUGUGUUUGUCUGUAUGCGUUUCCGGCAGCCGUGAGAAGAUCUUCACGGUUAUUUUAUGAUCCUUGUUCUAGAAAUAGCCAGAAUAACGAAAUGAAAGCUGGAAUCUUUAAUUCUCUCUAAUCGGUAAACCUCAACAUUUGAAUGCCUCUUCACCAAAACACGCGUUUGCCAAACUUAUCGGGCGAAUCCUCGUGCCCCCAAAUGGUGUCCCCCCAAAGCCUAAACUAUGUCAACAGGUACGUUACGUGAACUUGAACUACCAAUCGUAACUUCGCUGCUGCAACAGGCCGCGUGCUCGCCAGCCCAUUUUGCACGCGCACACCCCAACCGUGCGUCACGAUACUUCCGCUUCGCGUGGUUUUUUCGCGCGCUUUUGUGCGUAUUUUUUUAUUUCUCUGUUCCUCAACUUGAACGCUGUGUCACCGCACCGCAGCACGCCGCUGUGUGUGCGUGUGUUUAGAGCGCGCUAAUGCGGCACGCGGUUUCUCGUGUUGCUGCUCCAUUCACGUUGGACCGUGUUUCGUCCGGCUCGUGUGAGAGUGUGACUGGCCGCAUGUUGCGGGACCAUAAACGGUAGUGGUGGUGUCGCCAUGUGUGGUACGGUCUCUCCAAUCGCGUUCAUGAUCCACGAUCAUCGUCCACUGCCCGUCAUCAUGGUCACCCGGUUUCUCGUAUGUUGUCACCUUGUUUGAGCACCCAUCUCGUCGAAAUGCGACUGACCGGAAUCGUCCCUGGCCGCCGUACGCCGAUUGCGCUUUGUUUUGAAUCCGCUACCGGGGUUCCAGCGGAACAGUUGAAGGCAACCUCCAAUUCUUGCUGUCACCGUUCAGGACGCGAUAUUUCGCGAUAUGGGGUUAUGGGACCUCGCGCAGAACACGCACAGAGUGUCAUGCAUCCAGUCUCGCCCUGGCAAACGUUCACCCCGCCGAUCUUAAUUGCACACAUACACACACGCACACACAGCUCACUGCAGGGGGAAUCAUUCACCUUCGAUUGGUGCGCGCGUGUCGCUGACCUGCAUCAAGUCUGAGGACUGUCGUCCCCUGUGUACGUAGAGAGCACAGCUAUAUGUGCACCCUUUUCUCUCGCGCAUCCGUCACCGGCGCUGAAUGGAUGGAGCCGCGUGCGCGAAGUUCAUUCUGUGGUUCUGGUUGCUGGUCGUGCCGUGCGGGGGGUUGUUUGGUGGUGAUUCUUCGUGAUUUUAUUUCUACCCCAUGUUCUGCUCGUCUCGAUGCGGAAGAGUGAUCCCAGUACCGAGGGCUUCGGAUACCUGGUGGGAGUGAUCGCGGCCAAAGGGAACACGGGAAGUUCGCUUUAGUGUACACGUUUGGAAUGAUUUUCCCAUCGUCUAUCGGCCACCACCACGGCGGUGUGUAGGAGAGUGAGUGAUCGCGAGUGAUUCUCAGAUCGCCGUGGUGCUAUCUCGUUCUAUCUUUCUCUCGCCACGCGGUUUUGCUUCCACACACGCACACGACGCUGUACGGUCAAACCUGGAAUGGGGAGGCAGAAUGGACCAAAACCAGAAUAAUCCACCGCCCAGAGAUCAUCGCACUGUGUGAAAUCGAAAUGAAAGGAAGCAGCGUGCUUGAUCCUCGCACUCUUCCACGCGUGCUCGCGCUGGCCACCGCAUAUUUGUAACGAACCACCACACCACAAACACACACACGCUCGGUUGGCGGUUGAGUGUGAGUUAGUGGAAUUACAUGUUGCUAGGCUCCCCGCAGCAAACCCUCACCAGGCCGCUUUCCAUUCGUUCCAGCAACUUGAUUUGAUUCACCCUUCCUUUCUGAACGACUGCUCUUCGCAUAUUUCCUUUUUAUGUGGCUAACGACUUUACCAGCCCAUUUGGCCUGCGAGCGCUGCUCUUCCUGCUCGAUGCGUCUCGAGAACAUGCGCAUCAGAAGAAGAGGCCCGGCCCGGCACGGGUGUGUGUGUGUGCGUGUUGUUGUUGUGGGGCGAGAAUGAUCGAGUGUAAAUUUUGAUGGAAUACAUUCCUCACGGGUUGUUCUCGCUUCCCUUUCGCUUGCGCUUGCUUUCGCUCGCUCCUCCAUCUUGAGCACGAUCGUGACGAAAGAAAUGAACAUGGUGUUCUACGGUGUGUACCAAAUAGCCUACGGCUGGAAGCACAUAUCGAAUUUGGAAUCGCUGUGCGCUACACAAACACGGCAGUGAAUCGACUUUAAUGCUACACAGGAAGCGUCAUUAAAUCAUUGGAGGGAUGUAAACUGCUAGCAGAGUUUCGCUCGUUCGCAAUUCUCGAUCCACCGCUUGGCCUGAUGAAAGCAAGAACAGUUUCUCCUCAUUUGGAAAUCAAAUUUCGCUUUCGAUCAACCUUCGCAUCGCACGUAGUACUUCCUAACUUGCCAUGUGGGAGAUUAAACACCAAAAUUUAUCGCCGAACUGCUGGGACUGGAAACUGCUCGUAGAGGAACCCCCCGGAGGCAAGAAAUACAUAGAACUUGUUGUGCAUAAACGGGGACACGCAACACGCACACAAGAAAGCGAACACAAAAAAAAAAACAGUCUGGCUUGCACAGACAGUACAUGCCACAUGGGGGAUCGGAAUAUUUUCUAUUUUUGGCCAUAUCUCGGUGUUAAUGCUGCGCGACAUCAGAGCCAGAGCACUGGUACCGAAGGAGCAUGUACGCCACACGUCUGCUGCGGGGAUGGUUUUUGAUAAUAUUUUACUGCUUGUUGCUUGCGUGUCGCAAGGCAGACUCAAACAAUGUUUAGUUGUCGCCCGUCACACACAAGGGCCCGAACCGGGGUAAGCGCACGUUAACUAUGGAUACACAAUUGAUGGCAAUUUUACCAUCCAUGCUAUCAGAUAAGCAAAUGCAGAGUACACAAAACAGUUCUUCGCGCACUACAAACAUUGCACAAACAUUUUCAAAUCAAAACCAACACACUACAACAAAGCUAUACACUUUUAAAAGAAAUAAAUCAAACGAAACUCACAACACCAACCACCCCAUCAUCAUCGAUCGCGCACAACAUCUCGAUGAAUAAUAUGAAGUAAAAACAAAAAACAAAAAAAUACGAACCGUAUUUUCUCGUGUUGCUUUUACCAGAGGGGUGAACACCUUAGCGUAGUUGAAACACAUUUUGAAGAUAUUAAAACAAAAAAUUCUACCAAAACACAACACCAGUCAAACGGAGGACGGAGGGCGCCAAGCCGCACAAUUAAUUUAGGGAAGCUGGCGUGUCGCUAGAUGUGCCAGAAAACGCGAGGGAGCAAAAGCAAAGGGAAUGCAAAACCACUGAAAUAAAUCAACAUGUAAUUCCGAUGGUCAAUUAUAUUUACUCUAGUAACGUUUUAAACAAACCAUAAUCUGUGGAACGAUAUGUGCAGCGGCAGCGCGAUCGAGGGAGCAGAUCGAUUUCAAAGGAUAUUCGCUGGGCAUGGAUAGAAUUAAUCGGACCGGAUCACUAUUACUACUACGCGCCGUUGGUACGCAUUGUCGUCGUGUGUAUACAUACAUAUAAGCUCGAAUGGCCAUGUUCGUUGACAGGAUCUUGACUAGAAGAUUCUUCUUUUAAGGGAUAGCCUGUAAUGUCAAACCUUUAACUAGACAAAUCCGCAUCCGUUAUACACUAACUAGCUUCUCACAAUACGGUCGGUCGAUGAUGAAUGUGAACUACAUUGCUUAACAUACUGAGCUGUGGGGUUGCAUUAGCCAACCGACGCAGCUGUGAACACACGUUUCCUCUACACCGGAGAAACGCGACAACACCACAGGACACGGUCGAAACUAAAAGCCAAAAUGGUCACCGACCAUUCUCUCAAUCACGUACACUAGUUGGUGAACUUACAAGCUUACAAUUUUAAUCGAACUCCCCUCUGGCACAGGGGGAGCAGGAGGCAAACAUUCGGAACGGACUGUCACCGUUGGCACUUCUCUGCAUUCUAACAUAUACAAUCAAUCAAUAAUUCUGUGUAAAAUAGCAUUGUUAAAUUUUGAAAAUAAAAAUAAAAUCGAAAAAUAUAAGCUGGUAAACAUAAAAUACAUAUCUUGUGGAUCACUUGUUGAACAUUUACAUUCAUGUUGUUACUAAAAGAGGAGGACAGAAAAAAAAUCGAUGAAAACCAUGAGGAAGAAUUACCAAAAAAAAAGAAAAAGUAGUGCACAUACCAGUAGUAGAGAAGCGCAGUAGUGAAACGGUAACUGUUUUUGGUCUCCCGGUGCAAACCAAUUCUAAAACCGCAACGGUGGUGGUGGUGCGCUGAUCGGGAACGGUGGUGUGCUAGUGCGACGUGCAAAAUGUGGCAAAUAAGGACAAGAUGUUAUGCUUUUGUUUACAAAAUGGCGAGCUCGAUCAUCGAUUGUUGUUGUUUGAAAGUAAUGGUGAAAAAAUCCAGGGUACGGCUUAAUCGAGGUUCGAAUGAUUGCAGCGACAACUUUACCACCGAAGCUACGCAAAUAAUCCUUAAUGCGUCUUGUUUUGGGACAGACAUUUGGAACAUAGUUGGCAAAACAUGCGGUGUAGAUCUGCUGAUCGCCGUUCAGUGGUUCGGAUUGUUCGGGGGCAAAAGUGUUACGAUAUCAUUUUGCAUCACACUGUGUGUUAUGUUGGUGAACAUGGCGAAACGUUAAUCACGAGGAAAACCACAACCCACAGCACAAGGGAAUUCUUUCAAAACAGAGUAAACCACCUUUUGCAAAAAAACCAAAAUGGAAAACUUACCCCGCCAAUGAACGACUUAAUACACUCCAGGGAAAAGAGGUAGUAGUAUAUGUAGUGAACAACCCAGACCCAGAAGGAUAUAAAAAAGAUGAAACUCAAGCAUUAACAAAAAGCUAAUGUUAAGCACGAUGCAUUUCAAACGAUCCAUGUGACUUCCUUUUUCUAUUCUUCCAACAACAGUGGCGGUACAAUUAUUCUACCCAUAUGCUCCAGCUGUAGCCGUUGCAAACAGUUCAACAUUCGAAUUCACACAUAACGAAGGAAAUAAGGCACGAAAAGCAAACACAGGACAUGAUGAGCAUGAGGUAGACAUGCACAAACCCUUGAUAAACUAAUCGAAGUUGCAUUAAGCAUUUUAUAGCGCAUAUUGUGAGCAAACCACCAAUAGCGGUUAAACAAAACAACAUACUCUCACUAUCCACAGGGUGUCGGUUGGUUGGUGCGGUGCGGCAAUAACAGAAAAGCAUUCGGUCAGAAACAUCAUGCCGCGCAUGUUAUAUACUGUCAUUUAACGGAAAUUGGGUAUUUGAAUUGAUAUUGACUCUGAACGAAUUGUUAAAAAAAAUGUAUUUACCAUAAUAAUAUUAAACAUUAUUGACUAGAAUUUCUCGUCUGGGAACAAUUUUUUAAGCAAAAUGGCAGCAAAAUUAAGAACUUAAAAAGGAGGCUAAAGCUCGAGAGGAAUACGAAACGAAGUGAGUGACAAGCAGAAUGCGUGAAACCAUAAACUAACCCAACAUGUUAUCAUCAUCUAUUAUAGAGGAAACCGGGAGGGGAUGAGUUUUGUAACUUAAACUGCGCAUUGGCAUGUGGAAAACGAACCCCAAAGAUGGGUUGAAAGUGUUACUGCGGUAUUUAAAAUUGUUCCACUAUUUUAAAUACUCUUUCCUGUGCGGUGACACACACACACACAGACACACCCAGCAACCAAGUUAGGGAAUUUUGUAGGUCUUUCCAAACGUUGAUCGAUGUUUUAGAGAAAGUUAAACCCCGGUGGGUGAGAGUUAAAAAAAAACACCGAAAUAAUCCAAUUCGAUUUGCUUAUUGUGGCAGCUGAUAGUAGGGAAGUCGUCGCCAUCCAUUGUAGUAUCGCGCGUGUAAAGGACAAUGCGUCUGCACAUUUUUAAUUCUCGACUAUUUGACUCACGCAACAAAUGUAGAUACAAUUAUACACGGCUACCACCUUUUUAGACUCUUCUAGUGUAAGGUCACAACGUAGCAUCAAGCGCACAUUCUUCUAGCAAUUCCUUUUCUGGCCUCGAGUUUUGUGACGGGGGGAUGCGUGACGAUGCAAGUAAUGCCCGCGAUCAGACGAUUAUUUCCGUAGUCCACACGCCGUUUGAUCCGCUUGCUAAACUAUAAUUGAACCACAAUUUAUUCGCAGCAGAAUGUAACAUGUGUGCUUUUUCCUACUGCAUAUGCGCAAGCAUGCUGGUGAUUUGGUACGGUUUUGUUCGUGAUCGCAAUAUGCUAUUAUGAUUAACCAUGUGUCUUUUCGGUGCUGGUAAAGAUUAACAGUGCACUACUGUGGGUGCCGCCUGCCAAAGGAGCAAGUACAGCAUAUGAUAAAGUGUAGCAGCAGCAGCAGCAGCAGCAGCGGCGUACAGUGAACAGUCUCUUUUCGUAACUAUUCAUAAGUGUGUUGCAAAGAUAAGCAAAAAACAAAAACUGUCAAUUACUAAACACAAUGCUAGAAGACAUGUAUCGGUGUCCAACAGUGGUGUAGGGAAUUUAAAGUAGAUCCUAAUAUUUAACGUGCAGUAUACAUAUAUACACCAACACAGCAGCACACAUUAUCAAACCAUUCCAUAUAACCACACCCUGUGCAGGCCAUGUGACUGUACACCGAACGAACGAACGAACCCGAUGCCACAGGAUACAGGAGGAUAAGACUAUUUUUUAAACUGACAAGACCAAAUGCAAAAUGGCAACAAAAAAAGGCGGCAAAUCAUUUUUUUUUGUUGCCCCCCCUCCCCCAAAGAUCGCUUCCGAUCUUCAGCGGAUCAAUCAUCAAGCCUCGUUCAAAACGGGCUCUCGUUCUUGCAAAGAAUGUUUGUUUUCCUAAAAGAAUUUGUGUUACACUCCUGCACAUGUGUCGUCCUUUGUAUGUGUAUAGAAACGUUCGUUUUACACACUCAUAGUGACUCGCCAACGAGAGUGUUUCAGAAAACUUUACAACACCCGCAUCACACACACACACAAGCAUUACACGUUGCAGUGGACUAAACACUAAAUUGAAAAAAAAAAAAACAAUUGUUGAGCAAUUAUGAUGCGAUAAAUGAUGUGAUGUUUACAUGAAGAGAUGAAAGCAAAAAGUUCCCAAUGCGCCAUGUGAAAUUGAGACUCUACUCCCCUGGUCACAACUACUAUGUGCACUGUAUAAUCCUCUCUCUAUCCUGUUGGGGGACACAUUUUGUACGAAGCACUAAGGGAAGGUGUGUGAACACGCACACGCAUGACAAGUGGCAUGAUACGUAAACCGAUAUAAGGACAUAUAUGAUAGCUUGCAUUUUUACUGCGCUUACAAUUACGCUAUAGGUUGCUUGCCAGAUCCAUAAACACUACGCUCAUUCAUCUCUUACUCGCAGACGAUGAGGAAACACAAAAAGGACCAAAUCAAUUUUCUUAUCGGUUCCGACGCACACUCCGACUGUGCAGCGGGGCAGGGGUGGGGGUUGGAUUCUUUCAGAGUUUUGUUACCAGAAAAAAUGGAAGAAAAUGAAAAAGAAAAAAGAAGAAGACAAAAAAAAAAUAAAAAAUGAACAAAAUGGCACCAACAAUGACUUAAUGGAGGUGCCUAGUGUUGAAUUGAACUUACGUAGCGAAAGUACCCUGUUACCGUAGAAGGCAUCAAUUGAAACAGGAACAACCGGCCGCUCAAGUUGGUUAAAGGUUACAGGAUAAAGGUUGAAACAAAGAAAAAAAAAACGCACACAUUCAUACACACGAAACGCAAAACAUACACUUUGAUAGUGCAAUGGACAAAUACAGAUGGGAUGGAGAAGGGGAAGAAGCUUGCGCUGGAAUGUCGAGGAACGGUCCGUGGGAAUAACUCUUUCAAAUCAAGAAUAAUCAUCAACUGCAACAAUAAUAAGUAAACUAUAACGAUAAACUAAAUCAAUAAAGCAAACCAUCGUAUAAGAAAAUCAACACUGUUACUUGAUCUUUUUACACCGUCUCGGAACGUUUGAAGGUUUUUAGUGGUUAAAAGCUCUUAGUAAUCGUAGUGAGAGAGUGUGUGUGCGCGUGUGUGUGUGAGUAGAUGAUAAAUGUAAGCCAAACUUGAUCGCUAAUGUUAACGAACAAAAAUUAAAAAAAAAACAACAAGAAAUGGACAAGGAUGUUUGACAGUUUGUGAUGCGCAGGAUGAAGCAUAUGGCAGCUGGAUGAAGAUGAUGAAGAAGGAUGAUGAAUGAUGGCGAUGAAGAUUGGGCAGACGGGUGUGUAAGGCAUUACAUUCUAAACAAUAUGCAGUAGGAAAGGAAAGUAAAGGACGAAGGGUGGAAAGGAAGCAAGAGGCCAGAAACAAACACACGCAAAACUGAAAUUGUGCUGAACUAUGGGAAUCAAUUAUUAUAUCGCUGCGCUGCGCAAACUGUAAACCGGAUCGAAGGUUGUGGGUUGAGGAUCUCUGAAUAAAUCGGAGGCAAUUUGUGGACGGCACGCGUGAACUGCAAUGCAAUGCGUUAAGCAACUAUGUAAGAAUGGCAAUCGGAAGCAAACAGAAGAAGACGAAGCAAAAACCAAAAAAAAAACAUGUUACAAAUCUUUUUAUACUGUUGACUAUUUUCUGUGAGCUCUCGCGCAAUCGCUAUACAAUCAGCAGCAGGGAAAGGAAUAGAAGAAACAAAAAAAAAAAAAACAAACAAGAAAACGAACGUUGCACACAUGCAUCUGUGUGCAGGAUGGAUGAUUCGAAGGAUGAAAGUUACGCCAAAAACCAGCACGGACGCCAAUCGUGAUGAAACUUGCUGUCCAAAAGUAUUGCUCCAGGUGUUUGUGUGCGCGUAUGUGUGUUACUAAAUAUGUCCUUCCUUAUGAGUUUUGUGUUUUACACCGGUUGCGUAUGUUCUUACCGUACGAAAACUAGCUCUUGUUCUUAACAAAUUUAAAUCUCUUUGUUAAUCACACAAACCCGUCACACCGACUGGGCGAUGUGAUGUGCGUUUUUAACGUUAAAUGAUCAUUCAAUAUUUCAACAGCUGUUCAAUAUUGACAUGAUCGUAACACACAUUCCGAUUUGAUUUUUCAAUUUUUAAACUGUUUCUAAAUGCGUUACGUUUGUAAAUCUUCAAUCGGGACGAGCUUUUCUUGUUUUCAUGAACUCCCCCUUACUAUGAGUUAUUGUUUGUUGAAAGCCAAACCCAAAAUAAAUACCGAAAAGAUGUUCCCUUUUUUAGUUGAGAUACCCUGCACAAGCACUUCUUAAACGAAAGAUCAAAUCGAUCUGAACAAUGUUACUUUUCGUUCGAUUAUAACUAGAACAUAGUAUCCAAUGCGUUGAUUUCGUUUAGCAACUGGCAGCAAGAAAGGAAGAACAUUUCGUUAAAUUUCCAUCGCAAUGCUUUGCCCACUCCCCAGUGAGACAUAUUGGUACGGAAAUGGUUUCAAUCGUCCUUAGCUAGACUCCUAUCCUAUCUUUCGCUCUGAUAUAUGGUACUGGAAAGGAAACCAAUACUAACACAGAAUGAAAUCACAAUAAGACGAAUGGUUGUGUACUGCAAAAAAAAAGAAGAAAACAAAGAAAAA